This is a messenger RNA of Dentiscutata erythropus, 198 nucleotides long. NCBI's taxonomy places the organism in Eukaryota, Fungi, Glomeromycota, Glomeromycetes, Diversisporales, Gigasporaceae. The record is from the annotation of a GenBank genome assembly.
AUGGAAAGACUCGACGAAGAUAGUGCUGAUUUGGCUUUUUUGGAAGAAAAUUUAGAGAAAACCGAAGAUUUAACAGAAAAAAUGACCAGCAUGCUGAACGUGUUUGAUGAUCGAUUAGUAAGAUUGGAAGCUUCAAUAUUGCCGAUUCACAAAUCGACUCAGACAUUAACUAAAUUGGUGGACAGUAUCCUUAAUUCA